GAACGUUUGGCCCCGCCCACCAAUACACUCAAAACAUGCGACGGGUGAAGUGCUAGCAGCAUUGCUAACAGCAGGCAUCAGUUCCAUCACGUGUAGAACACACGAGUUCAAGCUAUGCUGACUGUGCAUCCCCGAUGGAAUGAAUGAUUGGUUUCUCACAAUUUCCCUGUGCACACACUGAGCGACACAAUGCAGCUGGAAGCCCAACUCCGUCUUUCACAUAGCUGCAUUUUUUACUACAAAAGUGCAAAGCUUCUGUUCUCGCAUUCAGCAGUAAAUCGAUCUACAGCAAAUUACUACGAUCUACUUGGAGUAAAACAAGAUGCAUCAUUGGAGGAAAUCAAGACAGCAUUUUUUGACAAGUCCAAAAAGGUGCAUCCAGACAGUGACCCCACCAACCCCAAACUUCACAGCCAGUUUGUGGAGCUGAGCGAUGCCUACAGGGUCCUGAGCCGAGACGGGAGCAGGAAGGAGUACGACCUCCGGCUCCGACACCCCUACCCAGGCAACCAACCCUUCAGACCAACGUCCACUCACACCUACACCCCCAGUGCGGACCAGACGGAGCGCAUGCGGUACUGGGAGCAGUUCCGCUACACCCAGGACACAGGCAAUGAGCAGUGGGAGCAGAAGAAGAAGAGGAACAUGCGACUCGUGGGCUACUGCAUGCUGGUUAUGGUGCUCAGUAUGGGAGCCCACUUUGUUGGAUUCAGAAAACUGGAGGAGGUCCACAGUAACUUCAUGGACAACAAGGACCGAGCUAUCACUGAGAUUUACAAUGAGUCCAAAGAAAGAGCCAGAAUGAAUGGUUUCAAAAAACAGACAGAAAUCCUGAGACAGAAACAUGCUGAAUUUCUUGAGAAAUACAACGUGCGUAACAAGGACGAUAAGUAGAAUACUUGAAAAAAUGAGUGAUGGCUCUUGGAACCAAAGGACUUCUCCUCUGGUCCUCAGAGAAUGCUACGUGUGGAAGCCGUUCUUGUAUGAAAAUGUGUUAGCAGUUAGCUGUGUUUUUUGAAGGAGUGUUUUUGAGCCAUUCUUACCUGUUUGUCUCGGUUCUGAUAACUGAGACGGAAAGUGUGUGAAUUUGGUUCACCGAAGUGAAUGUUUUUGGUUCUUUAUAGGCACAAGUUCUCAUUAACGCUCCUCACUUUGGGUGGGAUAAUGUAAUGUCUCAGCCGGGGAACUGAUUAGCAAAGAGCUGUUGAACUUUAAGCUUCAAAGGCAUUUGCUUAUCCAGUUCUGGACUCUGAUUCUCAUUUGGUUACACUUGCAGAAGCUGUGGUUGUAUUUGGCAUUCCAGACAAAAUUGUACACUUGAGUUCUGUCAGUAGAUAUCUACACAUGUAUGAUGCAGAUGGGAAGUUUUGUGAGUAAGAGGAUGGUGCUUUGCUACCUGGAAACCCACAGUGGAGGGACUUGCAGUACAUGCAAUCAAUUUACAACUCAAUCUGAGUUACCCCAUGCAGUGCAAUAUUUGAUUGUGAAUCAUAAAGAUAUUAUGCCUCACUUGAUAGGCAAUGUUUUGGAGAAGGUUGUGUAAGUUGUGUAUUUUAAUUAAAGAUAAAAUAGCUCAUACACUACAUCACUACGUGUGAGCAUGUGUGCAACUUGUGGUAAUCAACAUUACCACAGUGCCUUCAUGUGUGGUAAAAUAGUAUUGUGUUGAUUGCCUUAAUAUUUAAAAAAUUUAACUGUUUUGUGCCAUAUUGCACAAUAAAACAUUGUCAUGUCUCAACUGAAAA
Alosa alosa (allis shad) is the source of this 1745-nucleotide messenger RNA. RefSeq names its product DnaJ (Hsp40) homolog, subfamily C, member 4 (gene dnajc4). The transcript is spliced from 8 exons. The record is from RefSeq and is a predicted model, not a curated record. The coding region runs from base 190 to 894 and encodes 234 amino acids. NCBI's taxonomy places the organism in Eukaryota, Metazoa, Chordata, Actinopteri, Clupeiformes, Clupeidae.